Molecule: messenger RNA, 2961 nt
Organism: Fonsecaea multimorphosa CBS 102226
Lineage: Eukaryota; Fungi; Ascomycota; Eurotiomycetes; Chaetothyriales; Herpotrichiellaceae
Exons: 1
Coding region: 1-2961 (986 amino acids)
Biological process (GO): regulation of DNA-templated transcription
Molecular function (GO): zinc ion binding; DNA-binding transcription factor activity, RNA polymerase II-specific
Source: RefSeq, a predicted model, not a curated record
AUGGCUACAGUCGUCGCCUCCGACAGUGCAGUUCACGCUGGCGGCUCGACGAGUUCUGCUUCUGGAUAUUCCAAAACCUCCCGCCGACAGUACCAAGCCUGUGACCAGUGCCGCAAGAGCAGGAGGGCAUGCGACGCAGGCGCCUUGAGAGUUGUCAACUUCCCUUUUCGUGAAAACGACCAGCUUGACUCGUCUGCCUCGACAUGUGAAGCCUGUUCAAACUGUGCAAGGACCAGCAAGACGUGUACAUUCGACUGGCUUCGCACCCUUCCUCUCCAGGGCUUACCGAAAGGCGUGAAGAGGAAGUUGGAAUCAACUGGUUUACCUGAAGGCGUCACUAUUCCGACAGGGACAUCAGAGACCAGACUUCAAACUCCAUAUUCCAAUGGCUAUCCAUCAUUUGCAGAUUCCAUUAAUUAUCCGCAACUCGCACCAUCCACUCACGCCUUCCAAAACGCUGGACGAAAUGGGGUCCCCGAGUCCUACGUUUCUACGUAUGUCAGAAGCGGCGCUUUCGCGAAAGGCUCAUCGGAGUCUGAAAUGUGUUAUCACGGAGACAGGAAUGGCAGCCAAACUGCACCUUCUAUUGCCUCAGUGCCCAAUGGCGCGCCAGCCUCUGUCCGGACUGUCGCCGGCGACGCCGCCCUUCCGAAUCAUUCGACCUCUGGAGAAGGCACAGGCCACGAUCAAUGGAAUGGCAUGGGGCCCGUCCGUCGGAACUCGUCUUCUACUUCACCAGUCUCCAGUUCCAAUGAUUCCAGCAAUGCAGCCUCCAAGACCGAGUCGUCUCCAAGUUUGACGUCAGUUACUUCCGAGACCAGCUGCGAAGAUGAAGCCCCCAACCCUGAUUCCGCGCCAGCACGCAUCAAACGUGCAAAAAACCCACACCCCUAUCUCUACUCGGCCUCAACUGAUCGAGGGUCACCCGAAAGCACGCGAUCAAAGGCACCAUCACACAGUUCGGCCCUUUCGACGAAUGGUGGACGGCAAAGCACGGCUCCCCUUUCCACUCGUCAGCUUCAUUUUGCCGACGCAGCAAUGAAGGCAAUGAUUGCAAGUGGCCUUUUACGCAUCUACCACGAUAGCUUUGAGAACUCCUUAUCAUGUUGGGUAACGGAGAACAAUUGUCCGUACGAGAUCGAGCUUAGAGACCUCAUCCCGCACGCAAGUCCUACUUCGACAGCAGAAGAAGCUGCACUUCGUUUGAGCGACAAUCGAAUCUUCUCGCGCGUCUCCCGCUUAGAUUCGGCAUUCUCCCUCCUAAGGGGACGCGACUUGUCCGCCGUGGAGAACCGUGCCGCCAACAAGGCACUUAAUGCCGCAAUCAUGGCAUUUGCUAGCCAGUGGUCACAUAGCUCCCACAACUCCUUCUGGAAAAGCAAGGAAGGCAUGUCGCGAAUGAAGGCAUGCCAAACUAACACGGCGGGCUUGUUUUCGCGAUCAGGCGAGCCGAUACUGUCUAGCGAAUGUGAACGAAUCAUCCAAAAGACGCUCUGGCAUGAGGCGAAGAUGGCUAUUCAGUCCAGCGCUGAGAUCGACUCCUUUAAGGUGAUUCUUGCGUACAUGAUUUUUGCCCUAACGCAGAGACCGAUCGAUGGGAAAAGCAAGCCGACCACAGAGAGGCAGACUUCGCCGGCAGACUCUUCUACGAACGGUCGCCGAGGCUCUGACAACUCAUCCGUUUACGAACCUUCUACGCAAUGCGCAGACCCUGCCAUGGACAGCAUCGUCAAUGAAGAGUGGAACCCCUUUUACGCGAGCGAUCUCGAAGCAUUGGCGUCCCCACCCAUCUAUCUCGAGACGGCAGUUCGAAACUUGUUCUCAUGGAGGCGCAAGAUUGAGCGCUACCGCAAGUUGCGAUCGAAAGCGAGCGGUGACUACGGCCAUGGCUCUAUGGGAGUUCUUGCCCUCAAGGAUCACCAGACGUUCAACCUUCUGUUCUGGCUGGGCAUCAUGUGCGAUACAACUUCGUCAGCUAUCACCAAGCGUCCGCUGGUCAUUCCGGACGAAGAUUGCGCCAUGAUCCGAGAAGACCUGGGUGAUUUCGACGCCGUCCCCCCUAAUAAUGACGAGCAGCAUUCGUCCUUCUCUGAAACACAUGACCGCGACAAGCGCUCUCUGUGGGGAGAGUACCUAUUAAGCUUCAAGUCGGCGGGGCCUCGAAACACGCAGCCCCGGUGGCCCUGUAAGCUUGAGGAGGCUGCCCUGGUGCUUCAGGAAGCCAUCCCGGUCAAAGUUCUCAUGUUUCGCAAAGUGGCACAACUACAAACCCUAGCGUUCCGCAGGACGCCUCCACAGGAGCUCGAAAAGUGCAUUCAAGAGGCACUCAAGGUCUACGAACAGUGGAAUACAACAUACGGCCUGUUCAUGAACGACUGCGUCAGCCAACACAACUUCCUCGAGCCGGUCGUGCAAUCAUGGUACGUCAUUCUGGAUGGUCACUGGCACUACGGUUGCUUGCUGCUGGCAGAUACGAUAUCUCAAAUUGACCGCGAAGAGAAGACAAUGGAGCCUCAACGGACGCUGCGAACAACCUGCCACCUGAUCAAGGAGCUACGGCACAACAACGCUUGCGCCAUCGCCAAAAUUGCACAGGCAUCCCUAUCUGAACACAAACCGUCUGUGCCUGAUAACUCGGAGUUCCACUUCGCCUGCAACGGCAGCGCCAUCCUCACCGAGCCUUGGACAGAUAUCCUUGUCCGGGCUAUGGGAAGUGCUUGUCAAGUCUUCAUCGCCUGGCUAUCGAGCUGGGACAAUCCUGUGGAUCCCAAUCACGAAUGGGUCCACGCGCGCACAGAGUACCAGGAUCUGUACAACCAGGCAGAGGCUUGUGUCCAAGGAAUGACGCUGCUAGGUCGGAAAUCUGACGCAGCGAAUUAUACGGCGGAAAUGUUCUGGGCAAAAUUGAACCAGGUGUGCUCGAGCCGGCAGUCUUCGGCAGAACUGUUUCAGGAUUCAUGA